AUGACCGUCACAACAACGACGCCGUUUCGAGCGGUGCUCUCCCUGCUCCUCGCUUCUCUGAUCAUCCUCGUGCUAUCACCAUCCCAAGUAUCGGCCGCAGCACUAACAACCCUCGUGGAACCCCACGAACGAUCCUGUUUCUACGCGUGGGUAGAUGCCGCAGGCGAAAAAGUAGGUUUCUAUUUCGCCGUUCAAUCCGGCGGUCAAUUCGAUAUCGACUACACCGUAACCGACCCAGACUCGAAACUCAUCAUCGGUGGGCACAAAGAAAGACAACUGGAUAUCAUCUUUACCGGCAACACUGUCGGAGAAUACACGUUUUGUUUCGAAAACGCAAUGUCUACCGUCGCUGAGAAACUUAUCGAUUUCGAUAUCACCGUCGAAUCCGAACCCAGACUCGAUCUUCCCAUUACUCCAGCGAAACUCUUGAAAGAGCACAGCGCACCACUGGAAGAGGGGAUUUCAAAUAUGGCCGACAAGCUAACGCAAAUCACAAGGACACAGAGAUACUUUAGGGUGAGGGAGAAUAGGAAUUUCGACACGGUCAAGAGUACGCAGAGGAAAAUCUUUUGGUAUUCAGUGGUGGAAAGUGGAAUGAUGGUAGGAAUCAGUCUUGCGCAGGUUUGGAUUGUCAGGGCGCUGUUCGAGAAGGGAGGUACUAAGCGCUAUCGCGUUUGA
Molecule: messenger RNA, 678 nt
Organism: Ustilago hordei
Lineage: Eukaryota; Fungi; Basidiomycota; Ustilaginomycetes; Ustilaginales; Ustilaginaceae
Exons: 1
Coding region: 1-678 (225 amino acids)
Biological process (GO): endoplasmic reticulum to Golgi vesicle-mediated transport; Golgi organization; intracellular protein transport
Cellular component (GO): endoplasmic reticulum-Golgi intermediate compartment; COPII-coated ER to Golgi transport vesicle; endoplasmic reticulum
Source: RefSeq, a predicted model, not a curated record